AUGACACGAGUCGCUUUCUCCGUUGGUUUCAGUCUUCUCGCUCGCCCCAAGCGACGAUGUGCUCCACCAGACCCAUCCACUGCACCUCGAGUCAUCCGUCGCCAUGCGAAAUUCGCUGUCCCACAUCGUAUUCUUAGUGGUCGCGCUCGCCGAAGACGCCAGAUUAGAACCCAAAAUGCAAGCAGCAUCCCCAAGCUGAGACUGUGGAACCUUCCGACCGACCUGCAACUCGAGAUCAUGGACCAUCUCGACAAGCCGUCCCGAAUUGUCCUAGGCCUUACCAGCAAACACUUCGCCGACAUCACUAGCCUUUCCAAGACUGAUCUCACUGAUCGUCCAUCUCUGGUGGAGUGGCGCACCCCAGGGCCAAACAGCGAGCGGCGAUACACUCCGCACAUUUCGGAUCGACGAAUCCUAAUGUUGCAACUCGAGACGUACUUCCCUCGAAAUCGCCGUCUCUGCUGGAUCUGUCUCAAGUACACGCCGAUCAAAAAAUCCAAAUGGCAUGCUACCUCUCGAGUUAAUACAGUCGACGGCAACCACAUCGACCUCCCCUUCUUAAGGGAGAGGCCGGUAAGAAGAGUUUGGGCGCACGAGCGCUGCAUGAAUUUAAAGGGGUGGACACACGGCCACAACGUGGGCGCAUGGGCGGUGAGGACCGCCGGCGUGGCAGGCGGCCGCGACACCUAUUACGCAGUGAACAGCCGCCUCCCGCCAGCUAGUCAGGAGGUAUACAAGCACUAG
This is a messenger RNA of Cladophialophora psammophila CBS 110553, 744 nucleotides long. RefSeq lists its product as uncharacterized. Gene Ontology annotation, molecular function: protein binding. NCBI's taxonomy places the organism in Eukaryota, Fungi, Ascomycota, Eurotiomycetes, Chaetothyriales, Herpotrichiellaceae. The transcript has 2 exons. The record is from RefSeq and is a predicted model, not a curated record. The coding region runs from base 1 to 744 and encodes 247 amino acids.